Pelodiscus sinensis (Chinese soft-shelled turtle) is the source of this 2527-nucleotide messenger RNA. RefSeq names its product AKT serine/threonine kinase 3 (gene AKT3). Gene Ontology annotation, molecular function: ATP binding; protein serine/threonine kinase activity. The record is from RefSeq and is a predicted model, not a curated record. Gene Ontology annotation, biological process: protein phosphorylation. NCBI's taxonomy places the organism in Eukaryota, Metazoa, Chordata, Testudines, Trionychidae.
GCUGACUCAUCAUUAGAGACUGGGAAGGGCAGCAGAAGAGAAGCCAAACUUUUAAGCUGAUAACUCAACAGAACUUUCCUCUGUGUUGAGGGCUCAGAGUGGAGUCAUCAUGAGCGAUGUUACCAUUGUGAAAGAAGGCUGGGUUCAGAAGAGGGGGCAGAUUACUGGUGAUAUAAAAGGAAAUCCUGACCACCAAAAGCUUGCAAAAUGAUAACACUAUAAAAAUAGAGAAUAUAUAAAAAAUUGGAGGCCAAGAUAUUUCCUGUUGAAGACAGAUGGUUCUUUCAUAGGGUAUAAGGAGAAGCCUCAAGAUGUGGAUCUACCAUAUCCCCUCAACAACUUUUCAGUGGCAAAAUGCCAGCUAAUGAAAACAGAGCGACCAAAGCCAAACACAUUUAUUAUUAGAUGUCUUCAGUGGACAACUGUAAUAGAGAGGACAUUUCAUGUAGACACUCCAGAGGAACGGGAAGAAUGGACAGAAGCCAUCCAGGCUGUAGCAGAUAGGCUUCAGAGGCAAGAAGAGGAGAGAAUGAACUGUAGUCCAACAUCACAGAUAGACAAUAUAGGAGAGGAGGAGAUGGAUGCUUCCACAACCCACCAUAAAAGAAAGACAAUGAAUGAUUUUGACUAUUUAAAACUGCUGGGGAAAGGCACUUUUGGCAAAGUUAUUUUGGUCCGAGAGAAGGCAAGUGGAAAAUAUUAUGCUAUGAAGAUUUUGAAAAAAGAAGUUAUUAUUGCAAAGGAUGAAGUGGCUCACACUCUCACAGAAAGCAGAGUAUUAAAAAACACUAGACACCCUUUUUUAACGUCUUUGAAAUAUUCCUUCCAGACAAAGGAUCGUUUGUGUUUUGUGAUGGAAUAUGUUAAUGGGGGAGAGCUGUUUUUCCAUUUGUCGAGAGAGCGGGUGUUCUCUGAGGAUCGCACACGCUUCUAUGGUGCAGAAAUUGUCUCUGCUUUGGACUAUCUGCAUUCUGGGAAGAUUGUGUACCGUGAUCUCAAGUUAGAAAAUCUAAUGUUGGAUAAAGAUGGCCAUAUAAAAAUUACAGAUUUUGGACUUUGCAAAGAAGGAAUCACUGAUGCAGCUACUAUGAAAACAUUCUGUGGUACACCAGAAUACUUAGCUCCUGAGGUAUUAGAAGACAAUGACUAUGGUCGUGCAGUGGACUGGUGGGGUCUCGGAGUUGUCAUGUAUGAGAUGAUGUGUGGGAGAUUACCAUUCUACAACCAGGAUCAUGAGAAACUGUUUGAACUAAUACUAAUGGAGGACAUAAAAUUCCCUCGAACUCUCUCAUCUGAUGCAAAGUCAUUACUUUCGGGUCUCCUGAUAAAAGAUCCAAAUAAACGCCUUGGUGGAGGCCCAGAUGAUGCAAAAGAAAUUAUGCGGCAUAGUUUCUUUGUUGGAGUAAACUGGCAAGAUGUAUAUGAUAAAAAGCUUGUACCUCCUUUUAAACCUCAAGUGACAUCUGAGACAGACACCAGAUAUUUUGAUGAGGAAUUUACAGCUCAAACUAUUACAAUAACACCGCCUGAAAAAUAUGAUGAGGAUGGUAUGGACUGCAUGGACAAUGAGAGGCGGCCACAUUUCCCUCAGUUUUCCUACUCUGCAAGCGGACGAGAAUAAUUUUUUUUUUUUUGGUUCUGCUGCUUCACUGUCAUCUUAGGUUUUAUCACUGAAAAUGAUUCCUGAACAUCACCACCAGUACUAGCCAUUAAGUUUGUAGAGGCACUUUCAGAGGUCAAGUUGAACAAGUUCCUUCCCUCCCUCCCUUCUUAACUGGCCUUUUUGGUUUUGCAUGAAAUUUUUUAUCAGUCUAAGGUCUCCUGUUGCUGCUCCCACUGUCUCAGUAUAAUAGCAACAUCAAGAAGUAAUUUUGUAAUUUUUUGAAGUCAGGCAACUAAAAUCUUCCAUUGUAUACAAUGGAGGCUAAUAGAAACAUGCCAGUUCUCGAUGCAUUUCCUCAUUUCUUCUAGAAGAUAAAUCAGAAUUAUGAUUAGUCUGAAAGACUAGUUUAUAGCAUUUUCUUGCAUCUGUUUGUGCUGGUCAGAACAAGGAAAUGUCGGGGGUGGUGAUGUACAUAUGCAAGAUUUUUGUUAGGCAUAUCAUUACUUGAAGCAGGUCUAUGUCAUUAGCAUCUGGCUGGAAUGCAUUUGGGAAACAUUUGAGAGAAGAACAUGUAACUGUUCAUAUAUAUAAAUAUAUAUAUAUUUUGGAUUCUAUAGAAGAAACAGAAGGACUGGGCUCACCCAGCCUGCUAUUUAAACUUCCAGAUUCAUGUGCAAUCAUGGAGAGUCGAACGUUCUACAUGCAAGAAACAAAGGCAUAUAAGCAGCAUUUGAAGUUGUUUAAAGGUCUUAUAAUUUGCACCAGAUAACAUCUUUCUCAUGCUUUUCUCUGUCUUUAUUGAUAUACAUCACCUCUGAUGGCUGAAGAAUGUAGACAGGCAUAAUAAUGGUAUUGCUUUUCACCAAAAUUUGUGCACCAAGGUAAACAGCUGUUUGCCAUAUUUGUUUUUAUUUUGAGUUUGUG